Fusarium oxysporum Fo47 is the source of this 1010-nucleotide messenger RNA. RefSeq names its product glycoside hydrolase. Lineage: Eukaryota; Fungi; Ascomycota; Sordariomycetes; Hypocreales; Nectriaceae. The record is from RefSeq and is a predicted model, not a curated record. The coding region runs from base 74 to 817 and encodes 247 amino acids. The transcript has 3 exons.
CAGAACUCGGAUUAUUCUUUCAUAUAACCUUACAGCUCUUUCAUAUACCCUUAUAGCUUGAAAGAUAUUCAGCAUGCACUUCCUCUACUCUCUUCUCGCCACUGCUGGCCUGGCUGCAGCCCACGGUUACGUAGAAACCGGGACAAUUGAAACGCAGACCUAUCAAUUCUACAAUCCUUACACUGAUCCUUACAUGAACCCUGUUCCUAAGCGUAUAUCCCGCCCAAUUCCAGGCAACGGACCUGUUGAGGAUGUCACAUCCAUCGAUAUGCAGUGCAACGGCUACACUGCUGGUGGUAUCAAGGGAAGCUCACCUGCUGCUCUUCACGCCGAUGCUAAGGCUGGGUCAACUGUCAACCUGAAGUGGACUCUCUGGCCUGACUCUCAUGUUGGACCCGUCAUUACUUAUAUGGCUCGUUGCCCCGAUUCAGGUUGUGAUAGUUGGCAGCCUGGUACCCAGAAGGUUUGGUUCAAGAUUCAGGAGGCUGGACGUGAUGGAACCAGCAACAACUGGGCUACCAGCCCUUUGAUGAAGUCUGGUAACUCGGGUGUCAACUACACCAUUCCUGAGUGCAUCAAGCCUGGUUAUUACCUUGUCCGCCAUGAACUCAUUGCUCUUCACUCCGCCUCAGGAUAUCCCGGAGCCCAGUUCUACCCUGGCUGCCAUCAGCUCAAGGUCUCCGGCUCCGGUAGCACAACUCCUUCAAACCUUGUUGCUUUUCCCGGAGCAUAUGCCAGCACUGACCCUGGUGUUACCUACAACCCUUACCAGGCCACUACCUACAAGAUCCCUGGACCUGCCGUGUUCAAGUGCUAAAUGCAAUAUUGACUUGUACUGAGCAUCAAGUUUCUUCCCACAAGUUGGGCUUAUCAUUAUGACUGCGAGUCAGCCAUGAAUAUACAUUUGUUAUUUUGUAGCACCGAGAUCAAGAGCAAUGUAGCUGCACAUGUCAAUUCAUAGUAAAUAUAUAUGGCUUUGGCGCUAGAUAAUACACUUCCAUCAAAAGAAA